Molecule: messenger RNA, 3414 nt
Organism: Prosopis cineraria
Lineage: Eukaryota; Viridiplantae; Streptophyta; Magnoliopsida; Fabales; Fabaceae
Product: U-box domain-containing protein 44-like
Exons: 4
Coding region: 427-2916 (829 amino acids)
Molecular function (GO): protein binding
Source: RefSeq, a predicted model, not a curated record
UUUGAAGGACUCUUGACUUGACAAUGCAGGAGUCAGGUGGAGAAUGGUUGACUAGGUCUGUCCAUAUUUUUUUCGCUUCUGAAGAAACUGCAAGGACAGGACGGCAAUUCCGAGGAAGGUUAUGCACUAGAUUACAGUUUACUGAUGUAAUUUAAUGGGUUUCAUAGCCGUCUGACAAUGACCUUGAGGGGAUCAUUUCAUUAUAUUCCAAAUAUCAAGCUUCAACCUCUUCCCUCACAUUGUUCAAAGUCGAAGAAGAAGAAGAAGACCAUAGUCGCUGCUCUCUGACUUCGUUUCUGUAAAUGUUUACUUCUCACCAUUGGUUUAAUUUCUGAUUACCCUUCUCGUAUUAUCUAUUGGAGUUUAUCUUCUUCCAUAGCUGAUAGGGAGUUUGCUUUUACCCCCACAGAUCAGUUUCACGCACAGAUGGAUAACACAGAAAAAGUAAACUUUUCUGAAUUCUUGUCUGAGCUAAUAGGUUUGGCUGAUGAGGUUGCUUCCUCUGCUCAGAACUGCGAAAUUGAGACGAAUGCUUUUCCUGAGUUCGCCAUCUUAGUAGAGGAAUUGGCACCAAUUUUCAGUGAUUUGAGAGACAAAAGCACGAUCAUGGACAAGCCACCUAUUAGAAAAUCGUUGGAAUCUCUUAAGAAUGAGCUUAGGCGUGCUAAGGCUUUGACAAUAAGCCUUAAUCAGAAACAUCUUAUUAAACAGAUUGAGGGCAUAACUCAUGAUCUUGGUCGAUCAUUGGGGCUGCUACUUGUGUCCAGCCUUGAGGUGUCCGCUGAUUCUAGAGAAAAGAUCAGUGCCUUGCAGAGAAAGUUGAUGAGUGCAAGAUUUGGUGGAAAUACAAGUUCAACUUCGAGUUCAAGAUCAGAAUUUGUCAGUGAUGUGAAGCUUGAAGGGGAAAUAGAAGAAGAAAUAGUCAACUUCACUAUUGACGAUAUUAUAUUGCAACUUAAACAUGGUAAUGAUCGAGAAUUCACAGUUGCACUUUUGAGACUAAAGGAAUUCAUCAGAGAUGGAAAAGCAGAUUAUGAUUUAAUUGAUGAGGAGGUGCUUGUUGCCAUUCUAAUGAAUCGACUAGGUUCAAGUAAGGCUGACAAUAGGCUGAACAUCCUUCAACUACUAAGAAGCAUAGCUUUUGGCAAUGAUGAAAAGAAGGAGACGAUGGCAGAUAUUGAGUUUUUAUCAACUGUGGUGAAGUCUCUGUCAAGGGAAGCAGAAGAAAGGAGAGAAGCAGUGGGGCUUUUACUAGACCUCUCUAAGCUUCCUUCAGUUAAGCGACAAAUAGGAAGAAUUCAAGGUUGUAUUGUUAUGCUAGUCUCUAUUCUUAAUGGAGAUGAUCCUGUUGCUUCACAUGAUUCAUCAAAAUUGUUGGAUAUAUUGUCUAGUAAUUCUCAAAAUGCCCUUCAUAUGGCAGAGGCCGGUUACUUCAAGCCACUAGUGCAGUGUUUGAAGGAAGGGUCUGACAUGACUAAGAUCCUCAUGGCAACAGCACUGUCUAGAUUAGAGCUCACCGAUCACAGCAGAUUCACACUUGGAGAAGAUGGGGUGAUUGAACCUUUAGUCAACAUGUUUACUUCUGGGAAGCUUGAGUCCAAGUUGUCUGCCCUAAAUGCACUGCAAAAUUUGUCAAGCUUGACAGAAAAUGCACAGCGUUUAACCAGAUCUGGAAUUGUGGUAUCUCUGCUUCAACUUCUUUUCUCUGUAACAUCUGUGCUCAUGACUCUUCGGGAGCCUGUAUCAGCUAUUCUUGCAAGAAUUGCUCAGUCAGAGCCCUUACUUAUUAAUCCAGAAGCAGCUCAGCAGAUCCUCUCACUUUUGAAUCUUUCCAGUCCAGUAAUUCAGAGUCAUUUAUUAGAAGCACUAGAUAGCAUUGCUGCUCAUCCAGGUGCAUCGAAAGUGAGAAAAAAAAUGAAGGAAAAAGGUGCACUUCAGCUUCUUUUACCUUUUCUGAUGGAAACAAACCCUAAAAUACGGAGCAGGGCCUUGCAAUUGCUGUACACUCUUUCCAAAGAUCUAACAGAAGAGUUGACAGAACAUCUUGAUGACACCCAUCUUUUUAAUAUUGUCAAUGUUAUCUCAUCAUCAACAUCUGAGAGUGAAAAGACUGUUGCUGUUGGUUUACUGAGUAAUCUUCCCGUUAGUGAUAAGAAAGUGACAGAUGUAUUGAAGAGGGCGAAUUUGCUCCCUAUUUUAAUAUCCAUUAUGUCUUCAAGCACGGGAAGUAAUUCACCCGCAACUAGUGGCUUAGUGCAGAGUGUUGUGGGUGUUAUAAUCCGGUUUACAAAUCCUUCUGACAAGAAACUACAACUUCUCUCAGCAGAGCAAGGGGUAAUCCCUUUGCUCAUAAAACUGCUCUCAACUGGCUCACCAAUCACGAAAUCCAAGGCUGCAAUCUCACUUGCUCAAUUAUCCCAGAAUUCUGUGUCUCUUGGGAGGUCUAGAAAAUCAAGAUGGUUUUGUGUUCCUCCCUCAGCCGAUGCCCAUUGUGAAGUUCAUGACAGUAAUUGCUUUGUGAAAAGCACAUUUUGUUUAGUCAAAGCCGGUGCUGUUCCUCCACUUAUCCAAAUAUUAGAAGAUAAAGAGGAGGAAGCUGUUGAAGCUGCUUUGAUUGCCCUUUCAACUCUCUUGCAAGAUGAAAUAUGGGAAGGUGGUGUCAACUUCAUAGUUAAAUCCUCAGGUGUUCAGGCUAUUAUAAAGAUUUUAGAAGUGGGGGACGUAAAGAUUCAAGAGAAAGCACUCUGGAUGUUGGAGAGGAUAUUCAGGGUUGAAGAACAUAGAGUUAAAUUUGGAGAAUCUGCUCAGGUUGUCCUUGUUGAUCUUGCUCAGAAGAGUGAUUUUAGAUUGAAGUCAGCAGUUGCAAAAGUAUUGGCAGAGCUAGAGCUCUUACAAGUUCAAUCAAGUUACUUCUAGAACGGUUCAUUCUCUUUCAGCAAACAUUAUUCCCAUGAUUUUUUUUCAGUGAUGCUUCUUACACUUCUAUUUUAGCAAAAACAGUGUACAACUUCUGAUGUGGUUGCAUCUGUGUAUUGCUGCUUACCCAAGAGUUAAAUUUGGGAAACAUGUUCAACAAACAAGUGUGAUGGGCCGAACACCGUGUCUAUCUGUUCGACAUUAGAAGGCCCAGAUCUCCAAGAUACUCUAAUUUUGAUGUUUGGUGGAACUCAAAUGCAGCCACAUCAGUAGCUAUGAAGGGUUAUUGCUGGGCCAGAUCGUGUAUUUGUCUUCUCUCGUUUUGUUUUUUGCCCCAUUCAUUUAAAUUCUUUAUUGUACAUGCGUGCACUUUUACCACUGUGGAUAAUCCAAUGAGUGGAACAAUGUUGAUAUUAAUUUAGAAGGCAAGAUUGGCGAAAAAUAUUCGAUUAUGGCUGAUUCAUCAUCUUAUGGAAUCGAUUAUUAUUUUUUAUCUAA